AUGGACCCAUUAACACCCUACUGCCGCGAGCUGGCCUCGCCAGGCAUCUUCCAAACUGUGCUAUCUAUGUACGUGCCCCAAAUCCGAAACGAACAGUCCCCCGUCACUGACGUACCAUACACUAGCCUGAUUAUCCUCGGCAUCCUCCUCUCAUAUCUCCCCCAACACAUCCGCAUCAUCUCCCGACGAAGCUCCUUCGGCAUCUCCCCAUACUUCAUUCUCUUAGGGGUAACAUCAGGGACAUCGGCAUUUGCCAAUAUCCUGGUAUUCCCAUCCACCGCACAAGAUGUCGCCUGCUGCCAGGAGAUCAGCGGGAUUGCAUGCUUCGCAGGGUUAUUGGGUGUAUUCCAGGUGGCCAUGCAAUGGCUCUGUUUCUUUUCCAUUCUUUUGCUAUUCGUGAUCUACUUCCCGCGCGCCACAUCCCCCACAGACCCAGUGGGCACCGUGUCUUCCACCUCCAGCGGUCCGACCUACCGUACUGCGCUCGUCAUAACUGGACUAUGUCUACUGCAUGCGCUUGUCACAAUCAUCAUUUCCCUGGCAGUCGAGCUGCGCCAGCCGGCCGCUGUUUCGGCCUGGGCGAACUUCCUCGGUGUUCUAGCUGCGAUCCUCGCGUCGAUUCAAUACUUUCCGCAGAUCUACACUACCUUCCGGCUGCGUUGCGUGGGGAGCUUGAGUAUCCCUAUGAUGUGUAUCCAGACACCGGGGAGUAUUAUAUGGGCUGCUAGCCUGGCUGCCCGCAAGGGCUGGAGCGGCUGGAGUAUUUGGGGAGUGUUAGUUGUCACGGCCUUCUUGCAGGGUACCUUAUUAACGAUGGCGAUCUAUUUUGAAUACUUCGGGUCCAACGAUAAGCGGGAACUUGGGCAGCCGGCUGAUCAGAAUGUGUCGCCCGAUGGAUCGGGUCCUGCUGGUGAGAGUGUCCAGCAAGAAUUUGCGAAUGAGGAGCGGCCAUCCGAGGAGACGCCGCUACUUCAGAGCUAA
This is a messenger RNA of Penicillium hordei, 981 nucleotides long. RefSeq names its product PQ-loop repeat-containing protein. Bases 1 to 981 code for a protein of 326 amino acids. The transcript is spliced from 2 exons. NCBI's taxonomy places the organism in Eukaryota, Fungi, Ascomycota, Eurotiomycetes, Eurotiales, Aspergillaceae. The record is from RefSeq and is a predicted model, not a curated record.